Molecule: messenger RNA, 1682 nt
Organism: Panonychus citri (citrus red mite)
Lineage: Eukaryota; Metazoa; Arthropoda; Arachnida; Trombidiformes; Tetranychidae
Gene: Scgalpha
Product: epsilon-sarcoglycan-like
Cellular component (GO): sarcoglycan complex; membrane
Molecular function (GO): calcium ion binding
Source: RefSeq, a predicted model, not a curated record
AAUUUGAUUCUUUGCCAAUUCUUAGGCUUCGCUUGUUGUAUCUAAAUUUAGAUUAAACCGGAAAAAAUUACUGAAUGGAAUCUUAAUCCUCACAUUUAAUUGUAUUCUUUUUUCUCAAGUAAUCUAAUCCUUAAUCAUUGUAAUCCAACAAUUUAAAUUAUUCCUUUCCCUUGAUAACUAUGAGAUCAACAUAUUCCCGUUACAUUGUAUCCACACUUUGGCUCAUAAUUUAUAUUCAUUCAGGAUCAUCUUUGGAUAAAGUGUUUUCUGCUUAUACAACUGAAGCUUUUUUCCUAACAAUUAACGAUGGACAAUUUGGAGAAACGAUUAACUCACCCGAUCCAUUUGAAUUCAUACCAACAAUCAAAGGUUUUCCUGAUCUACCAAAUUGGAUUAACUAUCGAUUUCCAAAUGGAUCUAAAUUUGCAUAUCUCUAUGGAACACCAAAGUCCCCUGGCAAUUUCACCAUCGAAGUGAUUGCAAUCAACAAACGCUCUUACGAUACUUAUCAAGAUACAAUUCGAAUUCAAGUUUCGCCUCGAGAAAAUUUGGCUCUUUACGAAUUACAGUUUAAAUUGACUAAUCUCAAUUUAGAAAAUAUUUUUAAUCAAGAAAGAUUAACUGAAUUACUGACAAUUUAUCGAGAUUUACUUUGGAAGGAAUCGAAGGACAUUUAUUUCACCAAGAUCGUUUCUCCUCGAGAUUUAGGUGGACAAUUACCUGCAAGUCCUAAAGAGAAAGAAGGAGUAAUCAUAAGAAUUGGAAGUACUAAUAAUUUCUCGCGAGAUUUACUUGAUUUAGAGCGAGAAGUUGAGCCAAUUAAGAAUCGAGACCCUUGUCCAUCUCGAUAUAAGUUCACUCGAUUCGAACAUUUUUUUCGAAACAAAAAGUUCUUUUGUGAUUGGUGCAGUUUUAAGAUGAUUAAAGAACCAAUUGUCCAUCAGAUUGAUGACAUAAUAUUAAUCAAUUUAGACAACAAUAUAACUCUAUCCCCAAUUAGACCAAUUUGGCCUGAUAAUGAGACAAUUUUAAUUCCAAUGUCAAUAAUCAGUUUUAAUUAUCGUAAUUAUCAAGAUGAUCUAUUGUAUUGUAUUUACAUUCCACUUGGUGUUUGCUUAAUUGUUGCAAUCCUUUUAUUACCAAUGUUAUUUACCAAAGAUACAAUUGAUCCAGUUGAGCUAAUUGAACCUGAAUUAACUAAAUACAAAUCAAUUGAAAGAGCCACUUCUCAACUUCGUGAAUUACCAUAUCCACAAUUAACUAAAUCAUCACCAUUACAAUCAUGUAUCUACACUUCCAAGAUGAAGCCUCCAGUUAUUAACAAUCAAUCAUUUAAUUACUCAAGUUUACCUCGAUUAGAGCAUCGGAAACAAUCAACAAUUAGUGUACAAGUUUCAUUAGUUUGAUUUGAUGAUUAAAAACAAAUUAUAACGAUCAGAUUGUAAUUCAAUUACUGGUGAAUCCCAUGAGAGGUUAAUUGUUGCCAGCACCAGGUGACACUAGAAAUCAUUUGAAUUGUCAACAAUUAACUUGGUAAAUGUUGUUGACUCUGAAAUGUUGAUUAACAUAUUCUAAUGUUGAUUCAAUUUAAAUUAACGAUGGUCAUUAGAUUGUCUUAUGAGACUCUGAUUAACUUAAUGAUCUUUAUGGUAAUUUAUUCAACGGUCACUUCCGUUGGAUUU